AUGGCCGCUGAGGAAGGAAGCGCCUCACCAUCCUUGAGCCUGCAGUUCCGGGUUGCACUCGGACAACAUGGCGGGAUAAAAACAGAGGCCCAGGACCUGGCUGACGCCGACGCUCAUGAUAUCCAGAUGGUGUGCAUCGGGGAGCCUCAUGCGUGGACUGCCUCAACCCAUGUCAAGCCGGAACUGGAGGAGGUGCAUUGGGAAACCCGAGAAAACGAGGUGUUCUUGAAGGCGAGGCCGUCCCCUCGCUCAGGGUGGGGAAGCCUGCCGCCGUGUCAGGAGGCCCUGCCUUGGGACGGGGUCAAAGUGUUCCCCGCCUCCUUCGAGGGAGCGCUCACGACGUGCAAAUGGCUGGCCAGAGAGUGGGGGUCUCGACAGAGGGCACCCGCCUCCGAAAUGGAAGGGCAGCAAGCGACUGGCACGCCAAACGGUGCCAGAGCAAGGAGGGGCAGCAGAAAAGGGAAGGCCGCUGUUCUUCUGAGCGGUGCGGUCGAGGCAGAGGCCCAGCGCCAGCAGUUCAGGCGCUUCUGCUACCAAGAGGCCGAGGGUCUGCACUACGCCUACGGCCAACUCCGGAGCCUGUGCCAUCGGUGGCUGAAGCCGGAGAGGCACACCAAGGAGCAGAUCCUGGAGCUGGUGAUCUUGGAGCAGUUCCUGGCUGUCCUGCCCCCGGAGAUGCAGAGCUGGGUCAAGGAACGGGAGCCUGAGACCUGCGCCCACGUGAUCGCCCUGGCUGAGGAUUUCCUGCUAAGGCAACAAGAGGCAGAACAAUUGGGGCAGGAGGUGACUGGGGCGGUGGCCGGCCUGAAGUUUGGGAGGUUCACGUGGGAAUUUGCUAGGUUAGGUGGGGGCCGAGUGCCUGGAUCUGUUGAUAAACCAGAGUUUAACCUGAGUGGGUGGGGCAAAGGGAGGGGAGUGAACUGGAAGUGUGGUAUAGUGUGUAGAGCAGUGUGGUGUAGUGGUUGGACUCUGGCCACAGUAGAAUCCUAGAAUGGUAGAGUUGGAAGGACCCCGAGGGUCAUCUGUUUCCACCCUCUGCAAUGCAGGAAUCUUUUGCCCAACCUGGGGCUCGAACCCAGGACCCGGAGGUUAAAAGUCUCAUGCUGUACAUUCAAAGCAUAUUCAUCACACUUUUCACAGUCAUGGCUUCCCCCCAAAGAUUCCUGGGAGCUGUAGUUUUGCCCUUCACAGAGGUAUAAUGCCAUCCAAGCUCUGCUUAAAAACCUCCAAUGAAAGUCCUUCCUAAUGUUUAGUGGGAACCUCCUUUCUUUUAACUUGAAUUGAUUGGUUCAUUGUGGUGCCCAGAACUGGACACAGUGUUCCAGGUGUGCUCUGACAAAGGCAGAAUGUUGUUGUUUAGUCGUGUCCGACUCUUCAUGACCCCCUGGACCAGAGCACGCCAGGCACUCCUGUCUUCCACUGCCUCCCGCAGUUUGGUCAAACUCAUGCUGGUAGCUUCGAGAACACUGUCCAACCUUCUCGUCCUCUGUCGUCCCCUUCUCCUUGUGCCCUCCAUCUUUCCCAACAUCAGGGUCUUUUCCAGGGAGUCUUCUCUUCUCAUGAGGUGGCCAAAAUAUUGGAGCCUCGGCUUCAGGAUCUGUCCUUCCAGUGAGCACUCAGGGCUGAUUUUCUUCAGAAAGGAGAGGUUAUCUUCUUGCAGUCCAUGGGACUCUCAAGAGUCUCCUCCAGCACCAUAAUUCAAAAGCAUCAAUUCUUCGGUGAUCAGCCUUCUUUAUGGUCCAGCUCUCACUUCCAUACAUCACUACUGGGAAAACCAUAGCUUUGACUAUAUGGGCCUUUGUUGGCAAGGUGAUGUCUCUACUUUUUAAGAUGCUGUCUAGGUUUGUCAUUGAAAGGCAGAAUAGAGCCAUCCUAUUACUUCCCUUGAUCUGGACACUAGACUUCUGUUGGUGCAGCCUAGAAUAGCAUUAGCUUUUUUUGCUGCUCCAUCACAAUCAUUCCAUUGCAAUUUACCUUUAUGAAAUGACACAUUUCUUAACAAAAAUCAGGUGAAAUUUCUCCCACCACCUCUAUUGGAUCCUUUCCCUGUCCCAGCUCUGACAGAAACCUUUCCGUUCUUCUUACAGGAGCUGGGACCCUUUGUGGAGGUGAUGGUGAAUUCUCCCGAGGGAGAGCAAGUUCCAUCGGAUGCUUGGCAGAGACCACUCUUCAAGGAGAUCAAGCAGAAGGGCGACAGAGAUGCAGAAACAAUCGGUAUGGAGUCACUUAGCUAGCAGGAGUGGGAGGAGGGAGGGGGAGGAGCUAAUAAUAUACCUGAAGGAGCGUCUCCACCCCCAUCGUUCAGCCCAGACACUGAGGUCCAGCUAGGAGGUCCUUCGGGCGGUUCCCUCACCGUGAGAAGUGAGGUUACAAGGAACCAGGCAGAGGCCUUCUCGAUAGUGGCUCCUGCCCUGUGGAACACCCUCCCACCAGAUGUCAAGGAAAUAAACAACUACCAGACUUUUAGAAGACAUCUGAAGGCAGCCCUGUUUAGGGAAAUUUUUAAUGUUUGAUGUUUUAUCGUGUUUUUUAUAUUCUGUUGGGAGCUGGGGGAAACCCAACCAGAUGGGAAGGGUAUAAAUUAUUAUUAUUAUUAUUAUUAUUAUUAUUAUUAUUAUUAUUAUUAAACUUGUAAGUGAAAGGAAGGCCACACCACUCAUUCAAAGCACUUGUCAUGGCUUCCCCCAAGGAAUCCUGGGAACUGUAGUUUGUUAAAGGUGCCAAAAGUUGUUAAGCGACACACACACACACACACGCGGCUUUAUUCCCCUCACAGAGCUACAGUUUAACAAUGGUUUAACAGUCAAUCAAUCCCUUUUCCACGGGAACUCUGGGAACUGUAGCUCUGAGAGGGGAAUAGGACGCCUCCUAACAGCUCUCAGCGCCCUUAACCACCUACAUUUCCCAGGAUUCUUUGGGGGAGGCCAUUCAGUUGUACCUUGGUUCUCGAACGGAAUCUGUUCCAGAAGUCUGUUCAACUUCCGAAAACGUUCGAAAACCAAGGCACAACUUCCGAUUGGCUGCAGGAGCUUCCUGCACUCAGUUGGAAGCAGUGUUGGAUGUUUGGCUUCCAAAAAACAUUCGCAAACUGGAACACUCACUUCCGGGUUUGUGGUGUUCGGGAGCCAAAAUGUUUGAGUCACAAGGCGUUCCAGAACCAAGGUACAACUGUACUAUUUAAUGUGGUAUCAUACUACUUUGAAUGUACAGUGGUACGUCGGGUUACAGACGCUUCAGGUUACAGACGCUUCAGGUUACAGAUUCCGCUAACCCAGAAAUAGUACCUCAGGUUCAGAACUUUGCGGGAAGAAGUGACAUUAGAUGGGAAACUGCUUCAGUUUUUGAACUAUUCUUAAGUGGCAUCUAAAUCUUAUUAAAUAAAACUAAAAAUGAUUUGGCCGGGGGUGGGUGUCGAUGACUCAACCGUGUCUUUUACUUCAGACAGCCGUACGACGUCCCAGGAAGAGGAAGAGGUCAGGCAGCAAAGAGGUUCGGGGUUAGCGGAAGCAAGCAGGAUGUUCCUGGGCAAAUCCGCCGGCCGCCUCACGCUGAGGUGCGAGAGCUUUGAGGAAGCUUGCGGAUCGAAGCGGCAGCAGGAGUGGCUUCCCGCGGUGACAUGGGAGGAGCCGUCGCACCGGUCGGAAGCCGACGGGCCUGUUCCUGAGGCGGGGCUCCACGGCGUGGCGGUCAAGUACCUUUGCCCCGAGUGCGGCCGGAACUUCCAGCACAAAUCGACCUUAAUCCGCCACCAGAAGAUGCACACGGGCGAGAAGCCCCACGUCUGCCUGGAGUGCGGGAAGAGCUUCCGUCGCAGGGACAAGCUGAUCCGCCACCAGAGGAUCCACACGGGGCAGAAGCCCCACGAGUGCGCCGAGUGCGGGAAGAGCUUCCGCGAGAGAGGGAAGCUCACCAACCACCAGAGGAUCCAUACCGGCGAGAAGCCCUACGCCUGCCCGGCCUGCAAGAAGACCUACCGCUGGAAGGAGGAAUUUGUGAAGCACCUGAGGAUCCACACGGGCGAGAGGCCCUACGGGUGCGUUCUCUGCGGCAAGUCCUUCAUCAGCAAGGCCCACCUGGUCUCCCACCACCGCAGCCACACCGGAGAGAAGCCGUACGAGUGCGCCGAGUGCCGCCGGCGGUUCUGCAGCAAGCAAAGCCUCGCCAAGCACCAACGGGUCCACGCGGAAGAGAACGCCUACGAGUGCCAGGACUGCGGGAAGGUCUUCCGCUAUGUGUCGAACUUCGCCAAACACCAGAGACUCCACACGAGCGACAGGAUCCUCUAG
Messenger RNA from Podarcis lilfordi (Lilford's wall lizard), 4286 nucleotides. NCBI's taxonomy places the organism in Eukaryota, Metazoa, Chordata, Lepidosauria, Squamata, Lacertidae. The record is from the annotation of a GenBank genome assembly.